AUGGGAGGGGGAGUGGCCAGUAACAAUGUACAGAAGGUCCCUAGCCAAGUGGUCUCCUACAGCACAUGGAGCAACUUCUCAGUGGCCGACUUGCAGAAACAAAUGUUCUGGUGUAUUUGCGAAGUGGCCGUGUAUUUCACCAAAGCACAGUGGGCUCUGAUGGAUCCAGAUCAAAAGGUUUUGGACUGGGAAGCCAUGCUGGAGAAUUAUGUGAAUGUGGCCUCUUCGGAUGUGUGGGAGAGAGAAAAUGAAAAGGAAGCACAUCCAUUGAAGAAGGAAAAUGAAAUGUCUCCAGACUAUAAGGAGAAUUUUGGAGAUCUAGAUGGAAAGAAAGAUCAGGAGGAAAACCAAACACAUAAAGGCAGGAACAAAUCUCAGGAUGACUUCUCUGAAAUUCUACGUCUUCAACCAAUAUGCAACAGAAAGAGCAAGAAUGAGUGUCCUGUCUGUGGGAAAAGCUUUGCUACUACGUCAAGCCUGAAAGUGCAUUGGAAUACCCACACAGGGGCGAAACCAUAUGUCUGCUCACAGUGUGGAAGGAGAUUCAGCCAAAGCUCAACUCUUACUUCCCAUGAGAGAACCCACACAGGAGAGAAACCAUAUAAAUGCGUGGAAUGUGGGAAAGGUUACAGUCAAAGUGCAUACCUUAUUUCCCAUCAAAGAAUCCACACAGGGGAGAAACCCUAUACUUGCUGUGAGUGUGGGAAAAGUUUCUGCCACAAGUCCAACCUUACAACCCACCAACGAAUACAUACAGGGGAGAAACCAUUCACAUGCCGGGAGUGUGGAAAGAGCUUCAAUCACAGCUCAACGCUUACUUCACAUCAAAGACAACAUACGGGAGAGAAGCCAUUUAAAUGCCUAGAGUGUGGGAAGACCUUCAACCAGAGUGCUCAACUUAUUAGCCAUAAGAAAAGUCACAUGAGGGAAAAACCAUUUAAAUGCCUCGAGUGUGGGAAGAGUUUCUGUUCAAAAAGAACCCUUGCUUCCCAUGAAAGAACCCACAGAGGAGAGGACCCAUAUGAAGUUUUCAAAGAUAAAAAGAGAUCCAGUCAGAACCUUUCAUCCCAUCAAAGGCAAGAGCAUGAGAAUUAUGGAUUCAGAUGGAUGAAUCCAGAUUAG
Messenger RNA from Euleptes europaea (tarantolino), 1122 nucleotides. Its product is annotated as zinc finger protein 501-like. Gene Ontology annotation, molecular function: DNA-binding transcription factor activity, RNA polymerase II-specific; RNA polymerase II cis-regulatory region sequence-specific DNA binding. The record is from RefSeq and is a predicted model, not a curated record. NCBI's taxonomy places the organism in Eukaryota, Metazoa, Chordata, Lepidosauria, Squamata, Sphaerodactylidae. The transcript is spliced from 4 exons. Gene Ontology annotation, cellular component: nucleus. Gene Ontology annotation, biological process: regulation of transcription by RNA polymerase II; central nervous system development. Bases 1 to 1122 code for a protein of 373 amino acids.